AUGGCGCUGCGAGCGCGGGCUCUGUACGACUUCAGGUCGGAGAACCCGGGUGAGAUCUCGCUGCGGGAGCACGAGGUGCUGAGCCUGUGCAGCGAGCAGGACAUCGAGGGGUGGCUGGAGGGCGUCAACAGCCGCGGGGACCGCGGGCUCUUCCCGGCUUCUUACGUGCAGGUGAUCCGCGCCCCCGCCGCCGAGCCGCCGCCCGCCCGCUACGCAAACGUCCCCGUCGGCGGAUUCGAGCCGCUGCCGCCCCCCGCCGCCUUCAAGCCGGCGGCGCAGCAGCCCCCGCCCGAGCCCUUCCCGCCGCCCCCCGCCGGGUAUCCCUUUCCGCCCUACGGCGGCUCCUACCAGCCCAGCCAGGGCAGCGAUGACGACUGGGACGACGACUGGGACGACAGCUCCACGGUGGCUGACGAGCCGGGCGCCCUGGGCAGCUCCUACCCCGACUACGAGGCGGCGGGCGGCGGCGCCUCGGGCCGGUACCGACUGUCCACCCGCUCCGAGCCGUCCCUGGGCCCCCGCGGUGCGGGGCACCCACCGGGGCACCCGCACCCGCCCGGCGGCGGCGGCGCCGCUAAGAGCUCGGCCACGGUGAGCCGCAAUCUCAAUCGAUUCUCCACCUUCGUCAAGUCCGGCGGAGAGGCCUUCGUGCUGGGCGAGGCGUCGGGUUUUGUGAAGGACGGGGACAAGCUGUGCGUGGUGCUGGGCCCCCGGGGCCCUGAGUGGCAGGAGAACCCCUACCCCUUCCAGUGCUCUAUCGAGGACCCCACCAAACAGACCAAAUUCAAGGGCAUGAAGAGCUACAUCGCCUACAAGCUGGUGCCCAGCCACACCGGGCAGCAGGUGCACCGCCGCUACAAGCACUUUGACUGGCUCUACGGGCGGCUAGCUGAGAAGUUCCCUGUCAUCUCCGUGCCCCACUUGCCAGAGAAGCAGGCCACUGGCCGCUUUGAGGAGGACUUCAUCUCUAAACGUCGCAAAGGCUUAGCAUGGUGGAUGGACCAUAUGUGCAGCCACCCUGUGCUCGCUCAGUGUGAUGCCUUCCAGCACUUCCUCACCUGUCCCAGCACAGAUGAGAAGGCCUGGAAGCAAGGCAAGCGCAAGGCUGAAAAAGACGAGAUGGUGGGUGCCAACUUUUUUCUGACCAUCAGUGUCCCCACAGGCUCUGGGGCCAGCCUAGACUUGCAGGAGGUGGAAAGCCAGGUGGAUGGCUUCAAAGCCUUCACCAAGAAGAUGGAUGAGAGUGCCCUGCAACUUAAUCACACAGCCAACGAGUUUGCCCGUAAACAAGUCACUGGUUUCAAGAAGGAAUACCAGAAGGUGGGGCACUCCUUCAAGUGCCUCAGUCAGGCAUUUGAGCUGGACCAGCAGGCCUUUUCAGCUGGCCUCAACCAGGCCAUAGCCUUCACUGCAGAAGCCUAUGAUGCCAUCGGGGACCUCUUUGCAGAUCAGCCCCGGCAGGACCUAGAUCCUGUGAUGGAUUUGUUAGCGUUAUAUCAGGGGCAUUUGGCCAACUUUCCAGACAUCAUCCAUGUGCAGAAAGAACUGCAGGCUUGUCUCUUCAAGAAAAUGCUUAUGAUCUCAGAGGAAAAGCUUUAAGAUUAUAACAGCGAGAAGGACUGACUUCAAAAGGAUUUUGUACAGAGGUAAGAGAUAACCGUUACCCUUCCUUUCUAAAAUUCUGUGUAUGUUUAGUGCUAACUGUGAAAUUGUUUUCCUGCAGUUAAAAGCUCAAUAAAAUUCCAAGUGAAAUAAGCCAUAAGAACCAGAGUAUCAAAUCCAAAGAAGUAAAAGUAAAUAUUAUUUCUUCCUGUCCAGGACAGAGCAUUUUCCUUCUAAGAUAAGCUGCCUAGAAUCCUCAUUCUUAUUCAUAAAAUUCCCCAAGGAAAACCCUUUUAAGUACACUUUCAGCUAUUUGAUUCAGAGGGAAACAUCAUGCAUAGCUUAGAGCUGAUGCACAUUUCCCUUGCUGGUUUCCUGCAAGUCUCUUAGUUCCUUUGGGAAUCAUUCAAGACACAGCAUAUUUUAUUCCUGCAUCAUUAAUCACACAGAUAAGAAGGAAGAAUAUUCUAUGUGAAUAUACCUACCUUUAUCUGAAUGUGAAUCUGUCUAAAAUGUACUUUAUCACAAAUUCCAAACACUCAUUGAAGUGUUUGCUACCCAGCAAGGCACUCAAGUAAACAUGCAGGGGAAAGAUUUUGUUAUAUUGUGUUUAACUGUGGUUGACUAAGACCUGAAUUUUUUUCUCUGCAAAGGUUGUGGUACCAGUGAGUUCAGAUGUCAGAUCUGCCCCUAAACUUGUGUCUGUCAUCCUUUCCAGUUUUUCUGGCUUUUAAACCACAUUCUUAGAGUUCUGCCGGUACACUACAGUAGGUUGUGAUUGGAAAGGGCUGGCAGCAAUUUAGCUUUAAGCCUAACAAAAGCAGGAAUCAGGGAUCUAGACACCAUAUAUUCCUAGGCCUGACAAAGUAUUCUUCCAGAGAUUUGCUGCUGAACAGCAGGGGACCGUGGCCAAACACUUUGAUAAGUGACCUCUAUAAGGAAAAUUGAUGUUACUUGCAACAGGAGAUAACUCCUUUUUAUUUUUAAAUACAGACCAUUACCAUGAAUUUAGCAAGUUACUUUUGUAGAUAUGUUUCCAGGCAGCACUUGUGUUUAGCAUCCCAGCACUGAAUUAUUCCCUCUUUGCCUUUCUGGCAUGUUAAUGGAAUCCGUUUCACUGCUUUUGCUGAUUAGAUAACAAAACAGACUCUAAUGAACACAAUGAAGCAAAAAGCUAUUUGUCAGAGCUGGUUGAAAUCUUUCCAAUUAAUAUUUCAACAGGGUUUAAUCUAAGAUCCCCUUUCAUAAAAUAUUCACAAAUGUAAUUCUUUCAUAUUCUUACAUAUUCACAAAUGUAAUUCUUCAAAAGGAUAUAUUUUGUAAGUAUCCUAGCAAAAAGAAUUUCUUAAGGAUUUGGAAAAAAGUAUAAUAUCUUGGGUUUUCUUCUUAAUCUUUUUUUUGUUUGCCUCAUUCUCUAUUUCCAGUUCAAUUUCCUCCCUUCUCCUGCUAGAAAAUGUUUAAAAUAUGCAGCAUCCUAACUGCUUAUUUUUGAAGGUAAAAAAGUAUACAAAGCAGUCUCUAAAUUGAAGCUGACAAAAAAGAAUGAGAACUGUUCUGCCAUGUAGUUUACCUUCUUUUUUUUACCAUUUUGUGCCUCAAAGGAAAAAAAAACUAUUUCAAAUCAAAGCAGCUUUUUCUCCUCAAAAGACUAACACUAAGAUACUGUUAAAAUAUAAUUAAUUUUAUCAUGAAGAAUUACAAUAGCUAUAGAAUUUUAAAUAAAAUAAGAAAUAAGAAAUUUACACAUCAAAAAAGAUAUUCAGUCUAACUCACAAGUUCCUGGCAGCAGAGGAGGCUUUGCAUGAUGGCAAACCCUACUCUUCAAAGACAGAGAUCCAGUAAACAUAGGGUUAUACCCAAGCUUCUGCCUGCAUCCUUGCCUCCAUCUUUUGGGUUAUGCUGGGUAACCUAAGAAGUCACAUUUAGGUCUAAAAAAGUAAAAAUGUGCUAGCUAGUCUAAUGCAGGUGCAAGGAAAUCUCUGAAAGUAUAAGGUGUUAUCAGCUGAGCUUUAAUAAUGUCCUAGGAGAGAAAUUUCAUGGCUCUUCUGGGAAUGUGUUCCAGUGCUUAAUUGCUUUCAUGACAAGGAUUUCUUGUUCCUUUAAAUCCAACCACCAUUUGGAUAUUUGCUUUUUGCCCAUUGUGCUCUGGCAGUGCACUUCUGAGAAGGUCCUAACUCUGCUUUUUCUAUAACUUCACUUUCUGUAAGAUUAUAUUAGAGCUUUGUUUUCUUCAGGAUGAGCACUAAAAAUAAUUCUCUCCAAUAUGUACAUUUUUAUACACUAGUAUUCUUCAAACAUCAAAGAAUAAAAAUUGUCUGUUUCAUUAAUAACCCCAUUUUUUAAAUUCAUUGAAAAGUUUCUUGUAUAAAGAUUCCUUGAGUAUUCUUUAC
Lonchura striata (white-rumped munia) is the source of this 3992-nucleotide messenger RNA. It is a transcript of the gene SNX18, whose product is annotated as sorting nexin 18. Gene Ontology annotation, cellular component: cytoplasmic vesicle; plasma membrane. Gene Ontology annotation, biological process: mitotic cell cycle; plasma membrane tubulation; protein transport. The record is from RefSeq and is a predicted model, not a curated record. Gene Ontology annotation, molecular function: phosphatidylinositol binding; protein binding. NCBI's taxonomy places the organism in Eukaryota, Metazoa, Chordata, Aves, Passeriformes, Estrildidae.